Xyrauchen texanus (razorback sucker) is the source of this 3652-nucleotide messenger RNA. Its product is annotated as leucine-rich repeat-containing protein 3. Lineage: Eukaryota; Metazoa; Chordata; Actinopteri; Cypriniformes; Catostomidae. Gene Ontology annotation, cellular component: plasma membrane. The coding region runs from base 470 to 1273 and encodes 267 amino acids. Gene Ontology annotation, molecular function: protein binding. The transcript has 2 exons. The record is from RefSeq and is a predicted model, not a curated record.
CACACACGGCAAACGCGUCUGAUUCACUGGAGUAUCAACAAGUAUGUUCGCAGACUUGGCAGGAAGGAUGUUAAAUACAUGGAGCCCCAUCACAUCUUUCUUCUGCUUUCUCGCUUCUAAUUAAAACGUGGCUCAUGAACAUUUCCCUCUCAGAUAUUGAAUUGCCUUUCAGAUCUUGAUGGAGUCAUUUGGAUUCUCUCCAGUACAUUCACAAUGAAUAUACAAAUGCUGUGUGAGUGCUAAAUUCUGUUCUCUGGCUUGUGCUUCACAUUCACAACAAUGGCUUCCAACACCUGAAAAUGAAAAACGGUAUUCUACAUGCGAGCUAGUGCAUCAAAGAGGAAAACCUGCCACUAUGGAAAUGACCCUGAAAACUCUUGUUUAUUCAUUUUGAAUUGUUCAAUAUGACAUGGAUUAAUACUUACUGCCCUUGAACUGUAACAAGUAUUCAGAGACAAAGUAUCUGGACAUGACUUUCCCUGGUGGGACUAUUGAUGUGUCAAGGAAAGUCUUCAUCCAUCAUUUCUGUCCCCUUAUCCUGAGAUCACUUUUUACAGUGAUUUUUUUUAGUGUGAUGGGUUCUGCUUGUCCCAAGAGCUGCCACUGCUCUGAAAGGAAUGGCUUGACAGUAGUGCAAUGUUCCACUCGCAACCUAGAGGAGAUCCCCCCUGACCUUCCCCACGAUACUGUGUCACUUCUGCUGUCCUCCAAUCACAUCACCAAAAUCCCCAACCAGGCUUUCAAAAACCUUCCCUGGCUCCAAGAGCUGGACUUGUCAAGGAAUGCUAUUGACACGGUGGACGCUGGGGCUUUUCAGGGUGUCACCGAGAGCUUGCGGGCUCUUGAUCUGUCCCAUAACCAUAUGCAAAGUGUACCCAAGGAGGCUUUCGCUCGGCUGCAUGCCAAAAUCAGCCUGUCCAACAACCCAUGGCACUGUGAGUGCACCCUUCAGGAGGUGUUGAGGGAACUCAGGCUGGAUCCUGAGACUGUGAACGAGGUGAGUUGCCACACCUCUGUCCAGGAGGAGUAUGCGGGCAAGCCUGUCAUCCAAGUGUUGGAUUCGGGCAUAAACUUUUGUAACUUUCACCAUAAGACUACUGAUGUGGCCAUGUUUGUCACUAUGUUUGGUUGGUUCACAAUGGUGAUUGCUUAUGUCAUCUAUUACGUACGGCACAACCAGGAAGAUGCCAGGAGACAUCUGGAGUACCUCAAGUCUCUGCCAAGUAGCUCCCAGAUUAGUAAGGACUUUGACACAAUCAGCACUGUUCUCUAGCAUCAAUCAAAUCAGUGUAGGAGUGAAUGUGUUUGGCACAGAAAUGAUGGCACAACAGCAAGCCUUAUUUCCAUUUGCUUACCAAGGACCUAAUAUGUAAUUCUGCUAAUCAUUUGAUUUGAUUGUAAAUGGUUUUCAUUGAUUUUAGCACAAUUAAUGUUUUGACAAUUAUUCUGUCAACACAGUCUCAUGACAACUCCUAAUAAUUCAUGAGAUGGCAGAAUAGUAAGAUACUGUACGACUUGGUUCGUAAGAAAAGGUAUGCCUGUAAUUUGAAUACUGUAGAUACCAACCAAUCAACACAAUUUGAUAUCAAUACAAAAUAGGCAUCUAUACAGGCAUUGUGGUAGGGGUUGGGGAAAUAUGGUAAGAAUACCUGUUCAAAACCUCAAUGUUUAUCUUUCUUUAGUUGUUCACAACAGUGAUUGUCCUAUUAAAAUCAUGGUUAGGUUUAGAGUUUCAGGGAUGGGGUAAGACUUUAUGUUUGGGUUAGGGGUUAUGCCUUAUGGUUAGGUUUAGGUUUGGGGUUAAAAUGAGGAAACACCUUACAGUAAGAAUGCAUUUCAAAAGCCCAAUUUUUCUCUUUCUUCAAUGGUACACAGCAGUGAUUUUCCUAUUAAACUAAUGGAAGGUAGGUUUGGAUAAAGGCUUAGACUUCAUGGUUAGUUAAAUGUUUGGGAUAGGUGUUAAACGUAGGAGAAAUCAUAAUAACUUUGUUCAUUGGUUUGUUAAUUUGUAUCUACUGGAGUAAAACCAAGCUAUUUUUGUUUGCGCCAACACUUAUGAUUUGCCAUAUUGUACUGGUUCUGUUGGGGUCAAUCGGUGCAUCACCAAAAGCUCUGAAAUGUUCACAUUUCUUUGUCAGUACUUAAAUUCCAAUAUUUCCAAAAUUUAUAGUUUCAGUUUUUGUGCUAAUUUAAUUAAAUUUCACAGCCAAUUACUAAAUGAUGGUUUAUGUUCCAUUUUCCUUUCUUUUUUUUAUAGUUGUUUGUGAAUUAAUGAGUUGUGUAAAUGAAUUAGUUUUCAGAGCAAAUACAUAAUCACUGCCAAAAACCCAUCAAUUGAGCUCUGCCUUGUUACCUGGAAAGGUGACAGAUUGCCCCAUUUUAAAUGCUCAAGUGCCUACUUCCUGGUACCUCAACACCAAUACACUGUGCAUCGGAUAUUAUUUGUUGUGUUUCAUCUAUGUUCAUUAUUCAUUACAUCUCUCAAGAAUGGGUUUGUGUCAAUUUCUGUUGCCCUGUGUGUUAAGUAUAACAGUCAUUUUCAGUCAAGUAUACAUUUUUGUGUAUGGUAUUUUGAAGAUUUCUCAGAUUGAUCUUAGUCAGUGACAGUGUUGUACUGUAUAUGAAUAAAAAAUAUCAUGAGAUGAUAUGCAAAAAAGGAAUUUGUUUGUUAUUGUAGAGAAAAGGGCUAGAGUCUUUUCAUCUGACACAAUAUGUGUGUUUCUGUUUGAGUCCACAUGUAUCAGUUAGCAGGGUUGGGAAGGUUACGUUUGAAAUGUAUUCCACUACAGAUUACAGAGUACAUGCUUUAAAAUGUAAUGUGUAAUGGAUUCUGUUAGAUUACUCAAGGUCAGUAACGUAUUCUAAAUACUUUGGAUUUUUUCUUCAGCACUGGUCUAUUUUUUCACUUGUUUUGACUAUAAAAACUCUGCCAGUACAGUAAGACAAAAUACACAUGUUAAAAAUGUUUCAUUCCCUGAAAAAACGAAAUACUUAUGCAGUGUUGUUUCUAAAACAAGAUAAAUCAAAUAGAUCUUGUUUUAAGGAUUUUUAGAUAUUUUUACAGGAAAACAAUACAAAAAUUAUUAACAAAAAUAAGAUUUUUGCCCUAAUAUCAAAGAAAAAAAUGUAUUAUAAUCCAACGUGAAUUUUCUUGUUAAAAAACAUGAUAAUUCCUGGUAACGUGCCUGUAAAAUGGCUAGAAAUAGCAUUUUAGCUUAGCAUAAGGUUUUCAAGUUACACAAGGUUUAUUUCUAUUUCUUCUGCUCCAAACAUUCUUCUCGUAUGAAUGUAACACAUCAUAAGAAAGUGUUUCACCUCUGUUCAAAUGCACUUUGGAUCGCAUCAUUUCUAUGUAUUAAUGUUUUCCAUCUGAAAGGACUACAUAUUAAAUGAAACAACUGACAAUAAAAUGCAAUGUAAUCUCUUCAGUUAUCAAAAUACUUUUUGAAUAUAAAUGUAUUCUAAUUGCCAAUGAUUUAAAUUGUAUCUGUAGUGGAAUAUAGUUACUUAUAUUUUGUAUUUUAAAUACGUAAUCCUGUUACAUGUAUUCUGUUACCCCCCAACCCUGUCAGUUAGUUCAUAAUUGUGACUAGCCUUUCUGCAGUAGUGUGUACAGUAUAUCAUAGCAACACAAGAAAAUAAAAAUGUUAUU